Molecule: messenger RNA, 1876 nt
Organism: Neoarius graeffei (lesser salmon catfish)
Lineage: Eukaryota; Metazoa; Chordata; Actinopteri; Siluriformes; Ariidae
Gene: msx2b
Product: muscle segment homeobox 2b
Exons: 2
Coding region: 402-1028 (208 amino acids)
Biological process (GO): embryonic morphogenesis; regulation of transcription by RNA polymerase II
Cellular component (GO): nucleus
Molecular function (GO): DNA-binding transcription factor activity, RNA polymerase II-specific; RNA polymerase II transcription regulatory region sequence-specific DNA binding
Source: RefSeq, a predicted model, not a curated record
CUCGUGUUGGAAGCAGUAACUCCAUCCACAGGCUCGCGGGGGAAGGUGGAGCCGAGCCCAGCUGAGUUCGGGCGGAGGCGGGUUCACCCUGAGCACGUGGAGCAGUCGGUAACUAUUCAUCAAAACAUCACCGUCACUUCGCGAACGCCAGCGGUCUAACUGCAAACCUUCGAGCAGCCCAUCACAAGCCUGAAGUUCUGGCUGCGGCUCAGACGGGGUUCCUAUUGGUCCAGAGUCUCAGCUUUGUUCCGUGCGGAGACAGAGUCAGGGGUCAAAGGCGACCUUUGAGUCACGCGGCGCGAGUUGACUGGGAGCAGCGAUCUGGGAAAGCUGUCCCCGUUAAAAUCACCAGUCCAUCAGUGUGAGAGAAAGCGGGCCGCGAUCAGGGACAGAGGACGGUGAUGGAGCAGCGUAAAGCUCGGGCUGUGACUCUUUCCUUCAGCGUGGAGUCGCUCAUAGCUCGCGACAAAAACACCAAGGAGCGGCGGAGAAGCUGCGAGUCACCGCAGCACAGCGCGGAAAAAGUGCCCCAGCUCUGCCUCCGACCCGCACUCAAACCCGAGCCUGAGGAGGGACAAGCUGCCUGGGUCACUCACUCGGAGUUUUCACACACACGGCAGGUGAGCUCACAGUGCGCACUACGCAAACACAAGUCCAACCGCAAGCCACGCACACCCUUUACCACAUCUCAGUUGCUGGCACUUGAGCGCAAAUUCCACCAAAAGCAGUACCUCUCCAUUGCUGAGCGUGCCGAGUUCUCCAACUCACUCACGCUUACAGAGACUCAGGUGAAGAUCUGGUUCCAGAACCGCCGUGCCAAGGCCAAGCGACUACAUGAGGCUGAACUCGAGAAACUCAAACUGACUACUAAAUCUCCACUGAGCCCAUGCCCAUCCUUUGCUGUGGCACUGCCUGUUGGCCAACCACUCUAUAGCAAUUUGCUUCCUUACCAAAGGCCCCUGGUGCCUGUUUCACCACUUGGAGUGUACGGAACACAACUGGGAUAUGGUUUGUAUCACCUGGCAUGAAUGGAUGUAAUGGAAAUAGAAAAAAAACUAAAAAUAAAUCCAGUCUGUGAAUGCAAAAUACUGGAUCAAUCAGAGAUCUCAAAAGUGCCUGAUGUGGAAAGAGGAGACCUUUGCCUUUAAUCCAUAACUGAUGGAUUUGAUAUGAUUCAGUGUGUGGGUGGAUGCAUCCAUUGUUUUGUAUUUAUGUGUGUAUGUGUGUGUGUGUGUGUACAGUAUGUGACUCUUAUUCAUCUUAAUGUAUUGUACUUCACAUUAUUCUUUAUAUAACAUUGUUUUAGUGCUACAACUGAUUAUCUGCUGUUUAAAUUUUUAUUUCAAUUAGCAUUAUACCUCAACCUAAAAACAAACUGCAGGUUAACUGUUAAAGCUGAAGGUUCAAUACAUAUGUUUUUGAAUGUAACUGAGAACCUUUGAUGGUAAAUUGAUAAAACAUCAAUUUAUGUUACGCCUCCCUGGGGAGGUGUUCCAGGCAUGUCCCCCGGGGAGGAGGCCCCAGGGAAGACCCAGGACACGUUGGAGGGACUAUGUCUCUCGGCUGCCCUGGGAACACCUCGGUGUUUUUCCCGAGGAGUUGGCCAAGGUGUCUGGGGAGAGGGAAGUUUGGGCUUCCAUGCUCAGACUGCUGCCUCUGCAACCUGGCCCCGGAUAAGCGGAAGAAAAUAAGAUGAGAUGAGAUGAGAUCAAUUUAGUUUUCCAAGGAUUGGUGUCGGCUUUCUCCUCUCGCUGAAAAUGUAUCAUUUUCCACUUUUUACAUUCCUUUGGAACAAAUUUGGCAAUAUUAUUUUUCUACACUGUUUUGCAUAUACUGUGUUUUUUUCCUGAGAGACCGAAACAGAUCAAUUUUAUUU